AUGCACAUUCUUCGCCUAUCCUCCGCCUUGGCCCAGGCCGGGAGGGGUUCCUGGUCCCGCUCGAUCGGGUCCAGGACUCUGGUUAACCAGACACACCCUCAGGCCGACCUGCGACAGCUCCUCGCCGCCCGGCAUUAUUCUGAGGAUGGCGACGAAAAGGAGUCGGGCAUGGGACGCAUUUUUAAGUACUUCAAGAGCCAGGAGGCAGCGCCGCGCAAUGGCUCCCGGCGCACCCCAUCCGGAAGCGGCAACGGCGGCGGCAACGGCAGCGGCUCCCCCUCCGAGUCAGGCCAGGGCUCUGACGGCUCCGACGGCGCCUCCGCCCUGGUCCCCGCCUCGCCCGAGCAGCGCCACCGAGAGGUGAUGGCCGUGGCGCUGUCCCGCCGCCCCCUCUUCCCCGGCGGGAUCAUGCCCGUCAUCGUCAGCAACAACAAGCUGAUCAAGGAGCUGUUCCAGCUGCGCAAGCAGAACGCGCAGGCCUAUGUUGGCGCCUUCAUGCAGCGCGUCCCCGAUGCGCCCGGCACCGCCAUGGACGGCGUGGAGGACGGUUCCUUUGCCGUCGACCUCCUGGGGAGCGCAGCCCCGCCGCACACAAACGACGAUGCGGACGCCGACCCUGCCGCCGACCCGUCUGCCGCCCUGCACGAGGUGGGCACCUUCGCCCAGGUGCACGCCAUCAUCCCGCACGACCAGGGCGCGCAGCUGCUGCUGCUGGGCCACCGGCGGGUGCGGCGCACGGGGCUGGCGGGGCGCGACCCGCUGCGUGUGUCGGUGCAGCACCUGCGGGACGGGCGGUACGACCCCGAGCAGGACGAGCUGAAGGCCACGACCAUGGAGAUCAUCUCCACCAUCAAGGAGCUGCUGGCGCUGCACCCGCUGUACAACGAGCAGAUGCGCAACUUCAUCCAGUUCGGCGCCGACUUCCACGACCUCUCUCGGCUCAGCGACCUGGCCGCCAGCCUGACCACCGCCGACGCAGGGGCGCUGCAGGCCUGCCUAGAGGAGCUGGGCGUGGCGGAGCGCGCCGCCCAGGUCCUGCUGCUGGUCAAGAAGGAGGUGGAGCUGUGCCGCCUGCAGGCCGACAUCGGGCGGCGCGUGGAGGAGAAGAUCAGCAAGGACCAGCGCCGCUACUUCCUUAUGGAGCAGCUGAAGAGCAUCAAGAAGGAGCUGGGCCUGGAGAAGGACGAGAAGAGCGCCCUGGUGCAGAGGCGAGGGCUGCGUGGGGCUGUAGGGGAGUUCCGGGAGAGGCUGGAGCCGCUGGGGAGCGGUGUGCCUGAGGAUGUGCGGCGAGUGAUCGAGGAGGAGCUGGAGAAGCUGCAGGCCAUCGAACCCGCCUCCUCCGAGUUCAACGUCACGCGCAACUACCUGGACUGGCUCACCGCCCUGCCCUGGGGCAAGAUCUCCACCGAGCGCCUGGACAUCCCCGCCGCCCAGGAGGUCCUGGAUGAGGACCACUAUGGGCUCGAUGAUGUGAAGGAGCGGAUCCUGGAGUUCAUCGCCGUCGGCAAGCUGCGUGGCUCCACACAGGGCAAGAUCCUGUGCCUAGUGGGCCCGCCAGGCGUGGGCAAGACCUCUGUGGGGCGCAGCAUCGCCCGAGCCCUGGACCGUAAGUACUACCGCUUCUCCGUAGGCGGCCUGAGCGACGUGGCGGAGAUCAAGGGGCACAGGCGAACCUACGUCGGCGCCAUGCCCGGCAAGAUGGUGCAGUGCCUGAAGAACACGGGGAUCAGCAACCCCUUUGUCCUGAUCGACGAGAUCGACAAGCUGGGUCGCGGCUACCAGGGCGACCCCGCCUCGGCCCUGCUGGAGCUGCUUGACCCGGAGCAAAACUCCUCCUUCCUGGACCACUACCUGGACGUGCCCGUGGACUUGUCCAAGGUGCUCUUCAUGUGCACCGCCAACCUGCUGGACACCAUCCCCGGCCCGCUGCUGGACCGCAUGGAGGUCAUCCGCCUCAGCGGCUACAUCUUCGACGAGAAGGUGGCCAUCGCCCGGCGGUACCUGGAGGUCCAGGCCCGCAAGGAUGCGGGCGUGCCGCGUGGCGCCGUGCACAUCACCGACGCCGCCAUGACCGCCCUGGUCGAGGAGUACGCGAGGGAGGCCGGGGUGCGGAACCUGAAGAAGCAGCUGGAGAAGAUCUACCGCAAGGCCGCGUUCCGGCUGGUCAAGGAGGGCCUGGUGGACAUUCCUGUGGUGAAAGAUGCGCAGGAGUCUGAUGGGGAGGCGACGGAGGGCCCCGACACCCUGCCGCCCGGCACACCACCGACCGCCUCGAUCCAGGGGGAGGUGCCGCCGCCCGCGGAGAGCGUGGAGCGUGAGCGCGUGGAGGAGGAGGCUCUGCCCGCCUUCGACGCCCCCGCGGUCACCGUGGAUGCGGGCGACCUGGCGGCCCUGCUGGGCCCGCCCCCCUUCACCAGCGACAAGAUCUACGCCUCGGCAACCCCACCCGGCGUGGUCAUGGGCCUGGCCUGGACUGCCAUGGGCGGCAGCACGCUGUACAUCGAGGCCGCGGCGGUGGAGCGCGGCGAGGGCAAGGGCUCGCUGCGCACCACGGGCCAGCUGGGGGACGUGAUGAAGGAAAGCGCGGCCAUCGCGCACACCUACGCGCGGCGCGUGCUGCAGGCGCGCGGCGACGCCGCCUUCUUCGAGCAGUCGGCGCUGCACGUGCACGUCCCCGCCGGCGCCACGCCCAAGGACGGCCCCAGCGCGGGCUGCGCCAUCGCCACCGCGCUGCUGUCGCUGGCGCUGGCGCGACCCGUGAGGCCCGACCUGGCCAUGACGGGGGAGGUGACGCUGACGGGAAAGGUGCUGCCCAUCGGGGGGGUGAAGGAGAAGACACUGGCCGCCAAGCGGUCAGGGGUGCGGCACAUCCUGUUCCCGGAGGGCAACCGCCGAGACUGGGAGGAGCUGGCGGAGGACGUCAGGGCCGGGCUGGAGGUCCACUUUGUGGAGGAGUACCAGCAGGUCUUCGACCUGGCCCUGCCGGAGGAGGGCAGCGCAUGA
Messenger RNA from Auxenochlorella protothecoides, 3003 nucleotides. Its product is annotated as Lon protease-like protein, mitochondrial. The coding region runs from base 1 to 3003 and encodes 1000 amino acids. The transcript is spliced from 10 exons. Gene Ontology annotation, biological process: protein quality control for misfolded or incompletely synthesized proteins; mitochondrion organization; chaperone-mediated protein complex assembly. Gene Ontology annotation, molecular function: ATP-dependent peptidase activity; serine-type endopeptidase activity; ATP hydrolysis activity. Gene Ontology annotation, cellular component: mitochondrial matrix. Lineage: Eukaryota; Viridiplantae; Chlorophyta; Trebouxiophyceae; Chlorellales; Chlorellaceae. The record is from RefSeq and is a predicted model, not a curated record.